Effrenium voratum is the source of this 551-nucleotide messenger RNA. The record is from the annotation of a GenBank genome assembly. Lineage: Eukaryota; Dinophyceae; Suessiales; Symbiodiniaceae.
AGCGGAGGAAAGAGCAAAGCAUGAACGCCCGGUCGAAUUCUACAUCAAGCCUGACGCAGCCGCGGCGGAAGCGCUUCGUGCCGCUGAAUGACCCGAACGCCUUUGCAAAAGGCUGGGCGGUCCAUCCGGUCGCCCGCACUGGCGCACGACACGCCAUUGGCCGAGAAGGCCUGACGGGCAAAGGAGAUCGACGGACCUGGGUGGACGCUGUGAUGAGAUCGAAGAUCUGGGUGCCGGGGCCCGGCGCCCACGCCACGGAGCGGACCUUCGUGGGGGAGGGCAACGAGUUCGACGCCAAGAAGUGCGCGGAGGAGGCCAGGCCUGACUAUUCCUUCGGCAAGGCUGUGUGGGAGCCGUCCCUCUCGCAGGCAGAGGUGAAGCCGAAGAGGAACUCUUUUCGCCAUCCCAAGUUUGAUCCCUGGUUCACGCCAGGCCCAGGCGCCUACACUGCCUUCACCACCUUCGAUGGGAGGACUCAAUGAGCCGAACUCUGCCCACGCAGAGUUCAAUGGCAAUAGUUGGAGUUGGAGUGGCCCUCCCAGAAAUUCCUC